Drosophila sulfurigaster albostrigata is the source of this 3389-nucleotide messenger RNA. RefSeq lists its product as uncharacterized. Lineage: Eukaryota; Metazoa; Arthropoda; Insecta; Diptera; Drosophilidae. The record is from RefSeq and is a predicted model, not a curated record.
AAGCUUUUGAUAACACAUAUAAAAUACAAAUUUCAGAGUCUUUGUUAUUAGUAAUAUCCAGACGAAUAAUGACUACAGACUACAAGGAAACGUCACCAGUUGUCAAAACAACGCACGGACUUAUCAGGGGCGCUCUAGUGAAGUCCAUCUAUGAUGAUCCAUAUUAUUUAUUUGAUGGUAUACCGUAUGCCAAACCACCUUUGGGUGACCUGCGUUUCCAAGAGCCACAGGAUGUGGCGCCCUGGGAAGGUGUACUUGACUGCUUGAAGCCUAGGGAAAAGUGUCUGCAGGUAGACAAAAUGACCUUGGAAAUUGAAGGCUCUGAGGACUGUCUAUAUCUGAAUGUAGCUGCUAAAAGAUUGAAAAGUGAAAAGACUUUGCCGCUGAUGGUAUACAUUUAUGGAGGAGCCUUCCACCGAGGAGAUGCAACACGACGCUUGUGGUCGCCGGAGUACCUGAUGCGCGAAGACGUUGUCUACAUCAGCAUUGGCUUUCGAACUGGACCCUUUGGAUUUUUGAGUUUUGCGGAUCCUGCUGUUGGAAUUCCCGGCAAUGCUGGCUUAAAAGAUUGCAUUCUUGCCCUCAAGUGGAUACACGCUAACGCAGGUAUCUUCAAUGGUGAUGUGAACAAUAUAACACUCUUUGGCCACAGUUCUGGAAGCAUGAUGUGCCAACUGUUGUCCGUCAGUCCACAGGCAGCGGGUCUAUUCCACAAGUACAUUCUCUUGGCUGGAUUUUCGCAUGAAAUGAAUCGCUUACCCAAUAUUGAGUAUCGAGUGGCGCAGCAAUGUGGCUACCAAGGCAAAAAUAUUGAUGCACAAGUUUAUGAGUUCAUCAAAAAUGCUGAUCCCAAUCAGCUGGCUCGGGCAAACAUUCUGGUGGAUGAGGAGAAAAUUCACAGCUCCUCUGUAGUCACAUGUACACCGAAUGUAGAGCACUAUGAAACGCCCAAUGCUGUGAUACUUGAAGAGCCUCUGAUACUACAGCGUACAGCUUGGAGUAAUGACUUGCCUCUAUUGGUUGGCACCACCACUGGAGAAGGUCUCGGACUUAGUCCCAGCGUCGUUGAGUUGUGUAAGAAGCAACCUUGGGUACUGCUGCCCAGAACACUUAUAUUUCACGCUGAUUCCGAACAACGCAUUCAACUGGGAAAAACACAAUUGGAAUAUUUAUGCAAGACGAGCCUUGAUGAAAUAAGUGACGCCCACUUUAAAACACUUUGCGAUAUAUGCACACAGAAUCUAAUGCAUGGCCUGCAUCGUCUGCUUAAUGCUCGCCUGACUUAUGGUCAAGCUGAGAAUUAUUUGUAUCGCUUCGAUGUCGAAUCACCUGAUUUUAAUUUUGCACGCUUACGCUAUAAUGGCAAGUUUGGAGCUUAUCAUGCGGAAGAAUUAAGUUAUCUCUUCAAGCUGCCAGCUGCUUUCAAAUUGGAUGAGUCGAGAUCAGAAUAUUCAAUCAUUUUCCGAAUGGUUGCCAUGUUCACUGAGUUUGCUCGUCGCUCGAAUCCAAAUGCAUUGCUCACCAAACCUCAAGUUGAAUGGAAGCCGAUUGUAUCAAAGGAGGGACAAAGAAUGUGUCUGAAUAUCAGUGACAAAUUAGAUUGUUUGCCACAGCCUGAGCUGCACAAUCUACAGUUCUACGAUAAAUUGUUCGAGCAGGCAAGAGUGGAGUUAAUUCUGGAGACAUAUGAAAUAUCCCUGCCACAGGGUCAGAUCAAAGGAACAAAGCGAAGCACUCUCUAUGACGACGAGUACUAUAGCUUCGAGCGCCUGCCAUUUGGCAAACCGCCCCUGGGAGAGUUGCGUUUUAAAGCACCGCAACCGGCUGAUCCAUGGACUGGAGUUUUGGACUGUACCCAUUAUGGGGAGAAGCCGGUUCAGAAGGCCAUGCUGACGGGUACCAUUGAUGGUGGUGAAGAUUGCCUCUAUCUAAAUGUGUAUGCCAAACAGCUUAAAACAAAAAAACCCCUCCCGGUGAUGGUGUAUAUCUUCGGUGGUGCAUUUACUAUAGGAGAGGCUACACGGGAACUUUAUGGGCCAGAUUAUUUUAUGACCAAAGACGUGAUUUUGGUAACGCUCAACUAUCGUGUAGAUUGUUUUGGUUUUCUGAGCCUAAAGGACCCGAGUUUGGAUGUACCUGGUAAUGCAGGCCUGAAGGAUCAAGUGUUGGCUCUUAAAUGGGUUAAGAAAUAUAUUUCGUACUUUAACGGCGAUGCCGACAACAUUACUAUCUUUGGAGAGAGCGCAGGAGGUUGCUCCACCCAUUAUAUGAUGUGCACGGAACAAACACGCGGACUUUUUCAUAAGGCUAUUGUGAUGUCAGGCUCACUUCUUAACUAUUGGUCCGACACUCCACCCGCAGACUUUGCGUAUCGUCUGGCUAAGUUCCAUGGCUACGAGGGCGACAAUGUUGAUCGCCAGGUGUUGGACUACUUGCGAGGUGUGGAGCCAUAUAAGCUGGUCAAUCAUAACUUGGUUACACCAGAAGAGCGUCGCAACGGAUUUCUUUAUCCGUUUGGACCCACUGUGGAGCCUUAUGUGACUGCUGAUUGUGUGGUGCCAAAGUCUCAGCUGGAGAUGGUGCGCGAUGCUUGGUCUAAUGAGUUGCCUGCAAUGCUAGGAGGCGUUUCCUUUGAGGGACUCUUCAUGUAUCCUGCCCUAAAGGCAAAUCCUAAGAGUAUGGAUACCUUGCCUCAAGAUCCGCAUCGAAUUACGCCUUAUGAUGUUCGUUUAGUCAACAGCGAUGAACAAAUUCUAAAGUUCAGCGACAAGUUAAUCAAAUUAUAUUUUGGAGAUAAGACUCCUAGCUCCAAGCACUUAAUGACUUUCCUGGAUUACUAUUCACACAAAAUCUUUUGGCAUGGCAUGCAUCGCACUUUAAAGGCUCGUUUGGCCUACUCGAAGGCUCCAACCUAUUACUAUCGUUUUGACUUUGAUUCGCCUGAUUUUAAUUUCUAUCGUAAAAAAUUCUGUGGUGAUGACAUCAAGUCUGGAGUUUCCCAUGCCGAUGAGUUGAGUUAUUUGUUUAGAAACUCACAAUCUUGGAAAUUGGAGAAAACAUCGGGUGAGUAUCUCACCAUUCAACGCGUGGUGGGAAUGUGGGCAUCUUUUGCAAGCAACUCCAAUCCAAAUUGUGAGGAAAUUAAGCAUCUUAUCUGGGAGCCGUCGACAAAGGACCAAUUACAGCGUGUUAUUAACAUAAGCAAUGAGGUUACGAUUAUCGAUUUGCCAGAAUAUGAGAAUCUUCUUGUUUGGGAUACUUUGUAUAAACCGGAGGCACUAUUUUAAAUUUCUUAAGCUGGAGUUGUAUCUUCACAUAAACUGCAAUGAAGUUAAUAAAUAUUUGACAUAUUAAAAUCUAAAACUAACGUUGAUUUCUGGCAAAUAUUU